Acanthoscelides obtectus is the source of this 313-nucleotide messenger RNA. The record is from the annotation of a GenBank genome assembly. Lineage: Eukaryota; Metazoa; Arthropoda; Insecta; Coleoptera; Chrysomelidae.
GGACAAUUAGAAAUUAUAGCUUUUGCGAGAAGUGUUACCCACAUUUUUCUUGGCACUAAAUUUGAACGCGCCUAUGGUUUCUUGGAAGAAAGAGGAAGAGCGAACUCUAAUAUCAAGCAGAACAAAAGGGCCCCUGCCGACGUCCGCACCAAGGGAUCCAGGUAAGCACCAUUUUAGUACCUUGUGGUACACCCCCUUUAAUUUGGGGUAUAAUCGCAACCGCCACAACAUGUUUAUCAUUUCUCUUCAUAGAAAAAGCAAAAACAGGCAAACUAUACUUUUUGAAUGGAAAGUGUUAAUGUUAAUUUUGUAA